This is a messenger RNA of Ctenopharyngodon idella (grass carp), 3638 nucleotides long. Its product is annotated as D(1C) dopamine receptor. The transcript has a single exon. NCBI's taxonomy places the organism in Eukaryota, Metazoa, Chordata, Actinopteri, Cypriniformes, Xenocyprididae. The record is from RefSeq and is a predicted model, not a curated record. Gene Ontology annotation, molecular function: G protein-coupled receptor activity. Gene Ontology annotation, biological process: adenylate cyclase-activating adrenergic receptor signaling pathway. Bases 500 to 1837 code for a protein of 445 amino acids. Gene Ontology annotation, cellular component: membrane.
GUUAAAUUAAGAGCGUCACUGAAUUCCGAAUGUCACUGACACAUUUGGAUGAUUUAACAGCAGAACUUUGCAACUUUAAUAAUAGCCUAAUAAUAAUAAUGAUAAUAAUAAUUCAGUUGUCAUUUGUUACCAUUUGUCAUUUAUCGUUUGCAACGUGUUAUUGUUUACAGUAUUUUCUGUUCGUAAUUUCUGCAGACCUCGAGAAAUGAGAUUUGAGGUUAAUUGGCAAGUCAUUCGGAGGGAAUGAAUGUUGGUGUGGAUCACACAGACUCAGCGGUGUGGACAUAAACCAAUCACAAAGCGAGAACUUCUCGAGCGAGGCGCACCAGCGCAUGAAUGUGGGUCAUUCCACGCGCUCAGCACCGGGAACGGACGCAGGUUUCCCAACUUGCCAACAUGGGACAAAGCUGGAUAUCGGACAGGUCAUUACCAAAGAAUAUCCUAAAACAAGGCAAAAGGCCAUUAUGAAGUGCUUUGGUGAGGUGCGAUAUUAACGGACAUGUUCUUAGAGAUGGAGAACGGCACAAACCACACGCAGGACCGCGCGCACGGAGCGCAGGAGCGAGAGGAUGGAGACGGGCAGAACAGCGUGCGAGCUCUGCUGGGUUUCGUGCUCUUCCUCCUCAUCGUCUCCACACUGCUCGGGAACACGCUCGUGUGCGCCGCCGUGGUCAAAUUCAGGCACCUGCGCUCCAAAGUGACCAACUUUUUCGUUAUUUCUCUAGCGGUUUCGGAUCUCUUCGUGGCCGUUCUGGUGAUGCCGUGGGAGGCGAUAUCCGCGGUGGCUGGCACGUGGCUCUUCGGCCGGUUUUGCGCCAUCUGGAUCGCCUUUGACAUCAUGUGUUCCACUGCGUCCAUCCUUAACCUGUGCAUCAUCAGUGUGGACCGCUACUGGGCCAUCGCGAGCCCGUUCCGAUACGAGCGCAAGAUGACCCACCGGGUGGCUUUCAUGAUGAUCGGGGUGGCGUGGACCUUGUCCAUCCUCAUCUCCUUCAUCCCAGUUCAGCUCAACUGGCACAUGGCUGAGGAAGAUGAGGACGGCACAGCGGGUAACGGCACCGACUACAGCGACAACUGCAAAGCCAACCUAAACAGGACGUAUGCAAUAUCGUCUUCGCUGAUAAGUUUCUACAUCCCCGUGAUCAUCAUGAUCGCCACGUACACGAGGAUAUUCCGUAUUGCGCAAACACAGAUCCGCAGGAUCUCCUCUUUGGAGAGGGCAGCAGAGCACGCGCAAAACCACCACCAGUCCAACGACUGUUCCAACGAGAACUCACUGAAAACCACUUUCAAGAAAGAGACCAAAGUUUUAAAAACACUCUCGAUCAUUAUGGGGGUCUUUGUGUUCUGCUGGCUGCCGUUUUUCGUGCUCAACUGCAUGGUGCCCUUCUGCCAGUGCGUGAGUGACACUACCUUCACCAUCUUCGUGUGGUUCGGAUGGGCCAAUUCAUCCCUCAAUCCCGUCAUCUACGCGUUUAACGCGGACUUCAGGAAGGCGUUCUCCUCGAUUCUAGGUUGCAAUAAAAUUUUCCCCAGCACAAACGUGGAGACGGUGAAUUUCAGUAACGAGCUGGUGUCCUAUCACCACGACACGACACUUCAGAAGGAAGCGCAGCCGCUGGCCGUCCAGAUCCCGAACCCUCGAGAGGAGCCGGGUCUCCCGUUCGAUAAGGAUUCGGUUACCUCGAACGUGUCCCGGAAUCACAAAAACAUGCACUUGCCCAACAUCGUACAGUUUGAGUGCGACGGGGAGAUUUCCCUGGACACUAUCACACCAUUCACCUCAACGGGACUCAUGGAGUGCGAGGGAAUCCCAGGUCAAAUUAUCACUGAAUGACUCAGGGAGUUUUUUGAGGUUGCCAAGGUUUUUACCCCACCAAAGAAAGCCAAAACAAACUGUUGGAGUCUUACAGAGUACAUUGAAAAAGUUUAAUUCUACAUAUCACACAGGAAAAAGCAUUUCAAACAGCUUUUCGGUAACCAAAAAGCAUUUUAGCCUGCCACAAAAAGACAUUGCUCGAGCGCUUACAGUAUUAAACGGUACAUUGACAAAAUAUAAAUAGCCUUCUGUUGUUGUUCACUUCAUAACACUUUUUUUUUACAAAUAUAAAACAAACUUGAGACGUUAAGAUUUGCUAGACAAACCUAGGCCAAGACUUAUUGUUAUAAAUGACUUAAGUGAUCCCCUGAAAGUCACGGCAUACACUGUAAAAAAAAAAUAUAUAUAUAUAUUUUCAUGAUUUGUUAUCACAACAUUUAGUUCUUUUGUCAAAUGAACUUAAAUAAUUAAUGUGGUACAGAUAACAUAAUAUUUGAGUUUCUGUUGAUUAAACCAAUCACCUUCAUUGUAUUAACUCAAUUUUUUAAUUUCAAUGAACUCAAAAUUUUAAGGCAGCCAGGUAACUUACUUUUUUAAGUUAAACCAACAAUUAUUUUUUAAGGUGUAUUCAGCACACUGACGGCUUUUAGAGUGAUUUUAUUCACUCUUUGAUUGACGCUGGUGGAAUGAUAAACUCAAAUCCUGAAGUGGGUCACAUGACCCUUACUGACCUCGGUGGCUUUCUUAAAAGAAAAUACAGAUCCUGUUUUAUCUUUAUUUUAAGCGUAAUUAAAUAACUUAAUCUGAUUAAGCACAAAUGUUUUUGUUCACUUGCCAUGUAUAUAUAAAAUAUGAAUUUCAGUAUAACCAGCUGUAUAUUAUGUUAUGUAUUACAUGUGUUUUAACGUGAGAAAUUGCAAUUUGCUGCCAACUUAUGCCGGUUAUGUAGCUAUAAUCGUUGCAGAAGGGAUGAGCACAUUUGCACGUUUCCCUCCACUGUUUUUUACACAAGCCUCAUAUUCUAGAUUUGUCACAGACCUCCAUCACAGCUCUGGCACUCUAUUGGCAUUCUCUCGGCAAACUUCAUGAGGUGCCACCUGGAAUGCUUUUAAUAGUCUACUAAAUUGAGAUCCAUGCUGGAGACUUUUUGUUUGCUUUUCCUUCCCAGUCACCAGUCCAUAAUUGUAUCUAAUUAUCUCAAGCAUUAGAGAGCAGGAACAUUAAUUUGGUCGAAUGUCUAAUCAUGCAUUCUAGGGUUAAUGAUCACACAGAGAUCUUUAGAUCUUGGAUAUAUUAAUCUGAAAUUCCUACAAUACUUUUCUGAACUGACAUAUCCAGGUACCAUUGCAUUUUUUCCCUCAAAUAUCAUUUUAAUCACUUGCAAUCAUUUGUAUUCAUUAAGUAUAUUUAGAGGUGAUAUAUUUUGAGGUCAUGUAAUAAGAUAUUUUUUACUGGUUGAAUGUGAUUGUUAACAGGACAACCAGGUCAUUCCUUCCAGAGGUAGAGUGAUUUAUGUCUCAACUCCUCCCUGUUUCUAACCUACUUCAUGCCAGAUUACAUUAUGGUGAUGAAUAGGCACGGGGUUUCUCAUGGUAAAAUGCAGAAUACUACAAACAGGAAUGGGUAAUAAGACAGUAGCAGUGGAAAUCUCAUCCUUAGAUCAUGUUCUGUAAAUCUGAUCAUGUUGUAUAAACAUUGCAUGGGGUUAUUAAGUUUAUAGUUUUUGCAGAGUUGGUCUAUUCAGCACAGCCUCCUUGAUCAAGCAAGGAAACAUGAUCAUGAAAUGUAUGGACAGCUCAGAAAUUAAAUAAAAAAAAUG